Messenger RNA from Klebsormidium nitens, 1058 nucleotides. The record is from the annotation of a GenBank genome assembly. NCBI's taxonomy places the organism in Eukaryota, Viridiplantae, Streptophyta, Klebsormidiophyceae, Klebsormidiales, Klebsormidiaceae.
AUGCUGUCGUCCCGAGGGGGUUGGGUGCAGAUUAAACAGAGGGGGGGGAUCGGGAGCAGGUUCGAGUUGGGGUGGCGAAACGAGAGGGGCAGAGCGGGGGCGAGAACAGAGAACGGGCAAAACGGGGAAGAGGGAAGCACUUGCUGGGUGGUGACGUCAGCGGGAUGGUGGGCGCGGACGUCAGCAAGGGUUCCCCUCGUACUCAAAAGCGGAAGCCGGGGUUCAAUGGUGGAAGCUUCGGAACGGAGGGGGCUGGUGCCAGUCACUCAGAUGCGCUCGGGGAGACAGUCCCAGCGCUUCUCUGAGGGGGGAAGGAAAGACCCCGCUUCUAAGGGGCGAUGUGGCAGGAUUCUGCCGUGGGGGGCAAGCAAGACGCAAGAAAGUGAGCCGGCGGUUCUUUCGGACGGGCUUGGGCUGGGGGGCUUGGGCUGGGGGGCCCAGUCCCAAACGCUCCGGUUGAAGAAAGUAGGAGAGACCGCGCUUCUGAGGCGGACGGGCAGGGUGCUCUUUAGGCGCAAGCGAGUGGGUCAGGGGUUUAAGGAUGGGUACCGGGCUGGAGCAGUGCUCGAGAAGAAGCUCCGGGCGGUCGGCCGGGAAACGGAACGGGCGGAAGGAGCGGAAUUAGCGCCGGCCCGAAUAAGGACUGCAGCAGUUGCAACUUGCCGGAUGGGAAGGCCGGGGUGACACUGUACAAGGAGCUGAGGUGAGAGUACUAUCAAACGGCGCGAUGGUGGGGGGCCGGAGACCGGAGGCAAAACGGAGGAGAGAGGAACGGAAGGAUGAGCAAAUGAGCAAGGUGCAGAAAUUGGAUUACUAAGUUGACGCGGGCCGGGGGAUGGGAUGUGAUGAGGAACGAAGACGCGAUCGUUUGCUGAAUGGAGUCAGACGCUGUUUAGAACCCGGAUGCUUUUGCAAAGCGUGCCGGACUACUUGUGCGUAUAUCUGAUCAUGAAUCCCUCUUUCAAGUCGAUUGGAACUGACCAGAUGGUGGCGCCUUCCGAUUGCUCGAUUCUUGAUGCACUGGUGGACGUUGAGUUUUUUAAGUCCUUUGAGCAGAU